UUGAUCCCGGUUCUAAUAUUCUACAUGGCUCCACCGAAGCCUAAGGAGGUGGCCAAGGCCCCUGCGGCUCCUGCAGGCGGAGUCAAAAAAGCUAAAGCUGGAAGACCGAGGAAUUAUGAUUUAGGCAAUGGAGUAGUACGUUUCUCCAAAACUAAAAUGUUUCAUAAAAAGGCCAAGUACAAGUUCAUUGGUAAGAAGAAUCCCAAGGCAGAAAAGCCCAAAAAGCCCACAGUUGUGGUAAAGCAAAUUGGUGGUGAGAAGAACGGAGGUACCCGUACAGUACUUUUGCGCCGUAGGAAGUCUUUCUAUCCCACUCAAGAUAAGAUCAUCACCCGUUCUCACCACAAGACUUUCAGCAAGCAUGUGCGUAAAACUAGGCCCAACUUGACAGUUGGUACCGUGUGCAUUCUGCUUGCAGGCAGGCAUGCAGGCAAGCGUGUUGUGCUUGUUGGAGUGCUGCCAAGUGGUCUGCUGCUUGUAACAGGACCUUUUGCUUUCAACUCAUGUCCUCUUCGCCGCAUUUCCCAACAUUAUGUUAUCAGUACAUCGACCAAGGUGGACCUUGGUGACUUCAAGCUGCCUAAGCACUUGAAUGAUGAAUACUUUAAGAAGAACAAGAAAAGUACCAAGCGCAGCGUCAAACGCAAACAGGGCGAGGACAUUUUUGCCAGCAAAAAAGAGAAAUAUGUUCCGUCGGAGCAGCGCAAAGCUGACCAGAAGACAGUUGAUGAGGCGGUGAUCAAGGCGAUCGGUCAGCGCGACGACAAGAAGGUGCUGCGCGGCUACCUUAAGUCCACGUUCGGCCUCCGCUCCAGCCAAUUCCCGCACAGAAUGCGCUUCUAG
This is a messenger RNA of Parnassius apollo (apollo), 843 nucleotides long. NCBI's taxonomy places the organism in Eukaryota, Metazoa, Arthropoda, Insecta, Lepidoptera, Papilionidae. The record is from the annotation of a GenBank genome assembly.